AUCAGUAUGACGUCACAAUCGGCAAGGAGAUAGGGUAAACUAUUUCGUAGGAUCCGGGUGCAGGAUAAACCUGAAAUCUUGUAUUUUGUACGUGUUAAGGUGAUUUGUUGAUAUAAAGCGAUGGAGUGAUGGGUACUGGUGCUGGAAAGAACCUAGUAGUGGGGGUGCCACUAAAUCCUCGAGUCGAAUUAGCGGACAGAGAGAGCAAGAAAGCCGGAGGAGGAGAGAGUGUACUGAUCGAUGCUCCAGCUCUGAUAGAUCUUGGUCACGGUACGGUGAGAUACAGGAGAGAUGAAGAUCAGAGGGAGACACGCGAGACAGCAGACCAGGAUGUAACAAUCAACAAGAAAGGAUACUUCUACCAAGCUCGCCUUGAUGAUUACAGUGAAGCUGCUGUUGCAAGCCAAGAUGAUCAGUACAAGUACCGCUACAUCUACAAGGGUGCUCCUGGUACGCGAGGGAAGAAACUCUUCUAUGUUUAUGGGAUAGGCAUGAAGUCCAAGGAUGCUAGGUCAAAGGUCACAAAGCAAUACAAGCCUAAGGGCAAAGGUUACAUCUGGCCAAGUUCUUUCAGGAACCCAGCUCACUUCUACUAUGAACUGGUUUUCAAGGAGCAAGAAGAAGAAAUAGAAGAAUCAGAGGAAGAAUCAACCGAUGUUCAAAGCAAAGUUGAUCCUGAAAAGAUGACAUUCCAGUUGAAAGACAGUGACACGGUGGAGGUAUUGAAGAAAAGAGCAGCCAUCAGACUACUUGCACCAUUCUCUAAUAUACAUAUCAGUCACAAAGAUGCAGAGUUAGGGAAUGCAGAUGUCAUUGUCAAAUGUCAGACAGAAGAACAUGACGAAUUUGAAAGGUUUGUUAUUGAGCUCCAACGGGUGUAACACAUCAGCCUAUCCAUCUAUUUAUGGACUAGAAUAUCAAAUGUUCUGCCAAAGAGACAAGGAGGUGAAAAGAUGAAAUGUGUACAUUUUCUCACUUUUAUUCACAACGAUCUUAAGGUGAACUUAUCUCUAAGUUGGACUUAACAAUUAUGGAAAGCUGUUAGCAUCCUUGAAAAUAUUAUGUAAAAGUUAUUUCAAAAGGC
Molecule: messenger RNA, 1084 nt
Organism: Strongylocentrotus purpuratus (purple sea urchin)
Lineage: Eukaryota; Metazoa; Echinodermata; Echinoidea; Camarodonta; Strongylocentrotidae
Exons: 6
Coding region: 129-881 (250 amino acids)
Source: RefSeq, a predicted model, not a curated record